UUUACAUUACAAGUCUGGGUGAACUUGACCUGCUUAUACAAAUGCGACGGAGUUCUGGGUUUAAAAUUUCCAACAAAGUUCACAAAACUAUGCUGCGAUUACAUAAGCACUUGCACAAAAAGGUCUAAACACUGAAGAUCAAUGGAGGACUUUUUCCAAAAACCCAAGAACUAUAAAAUCAACGAAGGAUUCCGUUAUGUCGAGGAUAACCUUUAUUGUGAGGAAAUUCGCGUUUGUGAUCUAUUAGAUUCUGAAGUUUCUGGACAAACUAUUUCAUCCCCGAUAUAUGUGUACAGCAAACGACAAAUCGAAACCAACAUAAACAAUUACAAGACCGAAAUACAGAAAUCGGGGCGGAGCAUGCAGCUUAAUUACGCAGUUAAAGCCAACAUGAACCCCUUUAUUCUGAAGCUAAUGAAGAAACACGGUGUGUCUUUAACAUUAGUAAGUGGUUCUGAGCUCCGCUUAGCUCUAAAACUUGGAUUCGGACCGGGAAGUCUUGUAUUAAAUGGAAAUGGGAAGCUCGAUUGGGAGGUGGAUCUAGCGUGUAAAUCAGGUGUCCUCGUUAAUGUGGACAGUCUGUUUAACCUCAAGCAGAUCAUAAGAGUGUGUCAGGCGGGGGGAUAUGUGGCCCAAGUGUUAUUCCGAAUCAAUCCAGAUAUUGAUCCGGAUGUUCAUUCAUAUUUAUCAACGGGACAGAAUGGCUGCAAAUUCGGAAUAACGAGUGAAGAGCUAGAAGAAGUAUUACAAAUUGCGUGGGAAUCAGAGAGAAUUCGAGUUGUUGGUCUUCACUGCCAUAUUGGCUCUACCGUUCAUGAUGUCGAGAAUUUCAGACAAAGCACUCGUAUACUUGUGGAUUUGUUUGAAAAAUUAAGAAACCGAUUUCAUGAGAUGACGAUUUUGAAUUUGGGCGGAGGAUUGGCUACUCCUUAUAAAGAACAGAUUAUGGUACCAGAAAAGGUUAAACAUGAGCUCCAUCUUGAAUUUGACAACUGUACGGAGCCAAAUAAAUUGAAAUUAUAUGAAGACCUAAUCAACAACAGAAUUACUCUUCCCACAUUCGUCAGUAUGCUUCAGUCAUUUUCUGGUAGAGAGACGACAGUAUCGAAAAUACGACAGUACCUGCACAAAGAGAUGGUUGUACCUAAACCAGCAGAUCUGAUUAAUUCUGUUUCCGAUAUUUUGCCAUCUGAUACUAUCGCUAUUCUAGAACCUGGACGUUCAAUGGUUGUCAAUUCCGCCAUUCUUCUAUCGCGUGUUCUAGGAACGAAAUUAUCAAGAAAGAAAAAUUACAUCGUAAUAGAUGGAUCGAUGACAGAGAUAAUUCGGCCAUGUUUAUAUGGCGCGUACCAUCACAUCGAAUUAGCAGAACCUAGUCAAGUAAACGUUUGUCAUCAGUCAGCGUUAGUUUGGGACAUUGUUGGUCCAGUAUGUGAGAGUGCCGAUUUUCUUGGCAAGGACCGUAAGUUAGUCACACCACAUGAAGGUUGUGGCAUCGCAGUUUUUGACACAGGGGCGUACUGUAGCAGUAUGUCAUCAAACUACAAUAUGAGAGUUCGACCAGCGGAACUUCUCAUAGAUGGCGAUAAAGUUGAAGUCAUUCGAAAAUGUGAAACUUUUGAAAAUAUGAUGCACUGUUAUGAUGUGUGUAAUACUGAUUAAAAUAAUAAUUUUGACGAAUAAAAUGCACGGGUAAAA
Saccostrea echinata is the source of this 1698-nucleotide messenger RNA. RefSeq lists its product as uncharacterized. The transcript has 9 exons. Gene Ontology annotation, molecular function: diaminopimelate decarboxylase activity. NCBI's taxonomy places the organism in Eukaryota, Metazoa, Mollusca, Bivalvia, Ostreida, Ostreidae. The coding region runs from base 142 to 1662 and encodes 506 amino acids. The record is from RefSeq and is a predicted model, not a curated record.